CCUCAGUAACUGCAGCAAAUGGGUUCAGCAGUUGUGGUUACUGGGCUCUAAAGCGCCAGCUCAAGGGUUUAGUUUCUCCUAGGUAUGUGGGAUCCUCCUGGACCAGGAAUCAAACCCCCGUCUCCUGCUUUGGCCGGCAGAUUCUUUACCAUUGCCACCAGGGAAGCCCUAAAGUCGUCUCUUAACAGCUGAAAACAGUCAUUGUUAUUUUACAUUUUGGCACCAACGAAAAUCUAGAAAAAAAUUCUAGAUUCCUUACCCAUAAAGACAGUUGUAGUCUCUGAUCUUCCAAAAGUUUCCCCUUUUAAGGCCCAUGCCUGGGGGCUACGGAGUGAUGGGGGAUGAUGGGGCCAUGGACUACAGCGUCCACGAGGCCUGGAAUGAAGCUACCAACGUGUACCUGGUGGUGAUCCUUGUCAGCUUCGGGCUCUUCAUGUAUGCCAAGAGGAAUAAAAGGAAAAUUAUGAGGAUAUUCAGCUUGCCACCUCCAGCAGAAACUCUGUCAGAGCCCAACUUUUAUGACACAAUAAGCAAAAUUCGUUUAAGACAGCAACUAGAAAUGUACUCCAUUUCCAGGAAGUAUGACUAUCAGCAGCCGCAGAGCCAAGCUGACAGCGUGCAGCUCUCGCUGGAAUGAAAUCUCAGAAAAUCAGCGGCAUAAAUGCUUGUUGUCCAAGAGUGCAGUCUCCUCCCGCUACUGAAUCAUGGCCAGCAUUUUCGGGUGUUUUUUUUUUUAACUUCUGUCUCCAUAAAAUCAUUUUGUUUGUGACUUUCCCCCCAAUUUUCUGGUGUGUUUGGUUUCGCUUUUUAAAAUUUCAUCUCCAAAUCAUUUGUUCCACAAAUUGAAAAUGCCUCCAAGGGCCUGAACACAGAGAGUCAGGGAAGGUAGACGGUCACCAGAGAUGGCGAUCUUACCUUGUGAAGACCUGCAAGUCCUUCAGGAUGCAAUCAGGAGCAAAAGCACAAGAGUCUGGAGGCCACUUUUGAACUUUUUCGCAAAAUUAAAAAAUAAAAAUCAGAUCAUUGAAAGAACUUCCUCUUCAAUUGUGCCAUGGGAUAAAUGUCAUAAUGGAUAAGGGACUAACUAACCUGUAUUCUUGUGGCUGUUGUUACCUGAGAUUGAAUUAGCCAUCUUUGCUUCUUCGGGAGUCACACAGGAAACUGUCUUUUCUGCACCGUGAAAUCCUGAUGCACACCCCCCUGCUAGUUGUGGAAAUUUCCUGGGGCUGAAGUUCAUUCCCCUUCAUGGUGUUCCCACAAGUUCCUUCCCCCAGAAGAGUCUUUUUCCAGCCAUGCCAGGGCCGUGCUGCUGAAGACAUGGGCACCUCUAACUGGUGCUAGCUACUUGAUUUGGGAUCUUAUGACUAUAAAUGUUUAACUGUCUAGCUUCUUGGGCUUUUUUUUUUUUUUUUUAACCGUAAUAAGCUUCCCUAUAGACUUCAUAUCUUGCACCAUUUUUGUGUGGAAAACUUCAUGCUGAAAACACUGAAAUGUUUUUGCCCAGUUUUUCAUAUUUAAAUAAAAACUGAUUGGAGACAAUAGCAGGUACAUUUAACUGUCCAUGUAACUGUUCAAGAAUUUGUUUUCAGGACUUCCAGGGUGGUCCAGUGGCUUAGAUUCCAUGUGGCCAAUGCAGGGAGCCCGGGAUUCAGUCCCCGUCAGGCAACUGGAUCCCACAUGCCACAGCUAAAAAUCUCAAAUGCUGCAACUGAGACCCAGAGCAGCCAAAUAAAUAUUAAAAAAGAGAAAGAAUUUGUUUUUGAAUCAAAAUGCAAUUUUAAAAGAGUUAAUAUUUUAAAUGUUAUUGCCUUUUCCUUUACAAUUAUGAAGUAAAGAAUAUAAAUUUUAUUUUGUUGGGGUUUUUUUUAAGUUUUUUUUUUUUAAGUUAUUGCAUUAUUUUGGUUUUUUUUUUUUUUUAAGGUGAACCAUUUUAAAAGUCUUUGUUGGAUUUGUUAUAAUACUGUUUCUGUUUUUUCUGUUUUGGUUUUUUGGCCAGGAGACAUGUGAGCUCUUAGCUCCCUAAACAGGGAUCAAACCUGCACCCCUUGGAUUGGAAGACAAAAUCUUAACUACUGCACCACCAGGGAAGUCCCAAGAAUAUUAGUUUUAAAUGAAAAAGUUUAGGCCAAAUGAAAUCAUUUCAGGGAAAUUGCACUUGCUUUAAAAUGUAUGUCAUUCAAAAAUGUAUAUAUUUUACAAGGUGGAUUGUUGACCAAAUGGAAUAAUUCUUUCUUAACCCACAGAUGACUUUGAAUUCCCCACCUGUACCCAGAAUGAAUACAUUGACUGAAGGAUUGUAAACAGUGGUAAUUAUGGCCUGGGGUGAGCAGAGCAGGACGAGAACAGUCUCUUAAACUUUGCUCUUACGUAAUCAGGAGUGGGAGUGGUUCACAUGCUGUCACUGAUGUGAGGCACAAACCUGGAUCAAUUAUGAAAACUGGCUAUCUCAGCUGAUUUGAAUAAACUGUGUACCUAAAUAAAUAUAAAUCACAACAAAA
Molecule: messenger RNA, 2498 nt
Organism: Dama dama (fallow deer)
Lineage: Eukaryota; Metazoa; Chordata; Mammalia; Artiodactyla; Cervidae
Gene: SMIM19
Product: small integral membrane protein 19
Exons: 4
Coding region: 314-637 (107 amino acids)
Source: RefSeq, a predicted model, not a curated record